AUGAAAACAGCCGACACCCAACAUCUACUGCUCCUCUGCUCCUUGUUGCCCAUCAUCCCCUUAACUACUGCUACCAUCUUUCAAUGGGAAUUUCAAGUAAAGGAGGGCCCCAUCAAACAGGAUUCCACCACCCUCAUUGGUUCAGGGCACUGCCUUCUUACAGGAUUCCAGUCAGUUCUCACCUUUAAAAUCACUCCCAAAACAAUUACUGCUACAUAUAGUCCUUAUGCCUGCUUUUCUUAUGACAAUAAGGGCAGUUGUUUAGAUUAUGAAUCCACCUAUGGAGGUUGUAGAUAUUGGAGCAGCAGAAUGCAUAAAGUCUAUGGUAAAAAUGGUAUUCUCCGCCUCCAAGGAAAAGAGUUCAUCCUUGUUAUCUCUGACCCUUGGCAUGGGCACUGGGAAAAGGGAGUCGCAGGCCAACUCUAUAAUGAUGGCUGGUUCUCCUACCCUAUUAGAAAUGCAUAUAUAUAUCCAGACAAUUAG
Messenger RNA from Jaculus jaculus (lesser Egyptian jerboa), 483 nucleotides. Its product is annotated as putative endogenous retrovirus group FC1 Env polyprotein. Lineage: Eukaryota; Metazoa; Chordata; Mammalia; Rodentia; Dipodidae. Bases 1 to 483 code for a protein of 160 amino acids. The transcript has a single exon. The record is from RefSeq and is a predicted model, not a curated record.